Messenger RNA from Procambarus clarkii (red swamp crayfish), 803 nucleotides. The record is from RefSeq and is a predicted model, not a curated record. Lineage: Eukaryota; Metazoa; Arthropoda; Malacostraca; Decapoda; Cambaridae.
AGACAGCGACAUGGGCGUCACUCCUCUCCUACACACCCGAGGGCCAAGUUGUGUGCCUUAGACGGGUCAGGCAAGCAUCAAGACAGCGCCACCAGAGCUAAGAUUAACACGGUAACUAUGAAUUCCUUACUGCUCCUGGCGGUGGUGGUGGUGGCUGGUCAGCCCAUGACUGAGGAGCCUGCCUUGGAGGAGCUCCGCUCUGCAGUGAUCGUCAACCAGUUAUCGUUAUCCCACCAAACAGCAGUGUUGAGUGAACUCUUAAAUGUCACACGAGAACGCAACUCCUUCCCUCAAGGUCCGACCUGCCCUUACCCAUACACUUUGGUUCUGGACGAAUGCUUCUACUUGAGUCCACACUCAGUCACGUGGGAGGCGGCUCGUAGGCACUGCCGAGGAAUGAUGGGCGACUUGGCCACACCCAAACACCUCUACGCCAUCAGGUCAUUCCUACUGGAUGUGGCAAAAGUUGAAGGAGUCAAACAACUUCAUGGGUUCGUGGGCUUCAGGGACGAAGGAAGAAAUGGCUCGUGGAGGUGGUUAGAUGGACGCCCAGUCAACGCUGCAGACUGGGGUCGAGGCGAGCCCAACGGCUUAGACGCACAUGAAUACUGCGGACAUUUUCGAUCGCAUCUAGACCCGAUGCUCAAUGAUAUCUCCUGCUCGACUUUGACCCGAUUUCUUUGUCAAUAUUACCCUCACAAUUGAGGACGUUGAGGCGCCUCUCUUGGAAAGGAAGAAUUGGUUUGUUUAAUCUUGCUUUAUUUUAAUGUUUUCACGUAGUAUAAUAAAAAGGCAUUUCCAAA